CAGAGGGCGUAUUUCUGAAACAAAUCACGUGACACGGGUAAAAGGUACUUUCAAGAUGGCGACUGUGUGUUGAUAAUUUACCUGAUAACAACACACACUAUGGGAUGAAAUGGCAUCAACGAAACAGGAUUACUAUCAGAGAGAUACCAAUGGAUAUAACUCGAACACUCCUCCCCGUGACGCCUUCGUGCGGGGUGGACAGAGGGCCACUAUUCAUGGUACGCAGGCGGCUAAAUCAUGGGGUAAAAACAAAUCCAAAGGGAAGGAUAAAAAGGAUAGGAAGAAAAAACCUGUCUUGUAUCGAAGUAAUAGUAGUUUAGAAAUGGAUAGUAUUGAUUAUAUUGAUGUGGAUGAAUUUCAUACAGGAAUACACAGGGAUUAUGGGAGUACAUCCUCAAUUGAUGUUCUCGGAAAAAGUGGACAUGACAGCUUCUUUGCAUUGUUGAAGGACUAUAGCCAUGUAAAUGCUGAUCAGAGAAGUCCAGCGCCUGCUCAAUUGCAGGAAUUGUUACGGGGUAAAAAUGAAGGAGUACGGUUUCGUGCUUCUAACGGUAGUGCUGUGAAGGACAAAUCUACUGAAGAUAUAACAGAUAGUCCUAGAACAAAAUCUAAAUUCAAACACAAAGAUCGGAAAAGCAGGAGUAAAUCUAUAACAAAUGAAACACGUCCAUCUGGAAUUUUUACAAAAUUACGGGGGAAAAGUGAACCAGAAAUUAACCCCAAAACUCCUGACAAUAUUGAUGUUGAUGUUCGUGCUGAGGAACGAUUAAGGAGUAAAGCUUUUUUACAUUAUGACUGUCAGAGUAUUACUUUUAAUGUGGAGGAAAUUAUUCAUAGCAUUAGUAACCCUUUACAAAUCGGUAGAAAUACUACAACUGGUGCAUCGGCAGCCUCACAGAAAGAUGGACGGGAGUCGGAAGAUGAGGGUGACGACAAAAGUAACAAUUUGGUGCUUAAAUGUCCGUUCUUUAGAAAUGAAAUAGGUGGUGAGGAGGAACGAAUAGUUAGUUUAGGUCGAAGUUCAGCACGAAGAACGUUAAAUAAAUCUAAGAAUACUCAAAAUAGUGCAAUAUUGACACGGUCACCUGCGUGUUGUGGGUUAUCUAUAUUAGACUCUUCACCUACUCCAACGGGACUUAUGCUUCCUCAUGUAGUAUUACAUCGGAAUCAUGUUAUGGAAUAUGUAGAUCAUGGUGCCAGUUAUUAUAGACAUUUCUUUUAUGGUUAUGCCUCAGGGGCAAUUACAGAUCACCAAAACUUUUUUGGUAUUGAUGAAAAUUUUGGCCCAGUGGCAAUCAGUAUUCGGAGAGAGAAGUUAGAAGAUAGAGAGAACAAAUUAGGGAAAGCAGAAUAUGGACAGUACCAACAUAGGAUCAUUUUUAGGACCAGUGCACUGACCACAUUACGGGGAGCCAUACUUGAAGAAGCCAUACCAAGUGGCCGAAUUAGUAGUUCUCGGACUGGUCAGGUCAAGGACAUCCUAGAAUUCCUAAUACCUCAAUUACAAAUAUCCUGCCUCAAACUUGGAACAACUACCCCAAAGACAUUGGAGCAGUUGUUAAAACUUGAUGAACAAGGGUUGUACAGUACCUACAAAGUAGGUGUUUUAUUAUGUCGUUCUGGACAAUCAUCAGAAGAAGAUAUGUAUAAUAAUGAAAAUUCUAGUCCUGCAUUUGAAGAGUUUUUAAAAUGUAUAGGUCACAAAAUUAGAUUAAAAGGAUUUGAGAAAUAUAGAGCCCAAUUGGAUAAUAAAAGUGAUUCAACAGGAACUCAUUCCUACUACACAACGUUUAAUAAUAGUGAGAUUAUGUUUCAUGUGUCAACCCUCUUACCUUACACAGCAAAUAAUACACAACAGCUUUUACGCAAACGUCAUAUAGGAAACGAUAUAGUAACCAUAAUCUUCCAGGAACCUGGAGCUAAUCCAUUCAGUGCAAAGACUGUAAGGUCACAAUUUCAACAUGUUUUCAUCAUCGUUAGAGUCCAUAAUCCAUGUUCAGACAAAUGCUGUUACAGUGUAUCAGUCAGCAGAUCUAAAGAUGUCCCAGCCUUUGGUCCACAUAUUCCAGAAAACAUCAAGUUUCCUAAAUCGGAAGAGUUUGCAGAAUUCCUUUUGGCAAAAGUGAUAAAUGCAGAGAAUACUGCCCAUAAAGGUGAAAAAUUCAAAGCUAUGGCAACUAGAACAAGAACAGAAUACCUCAAAGAUCUGGCAAAUAACCAUGUGACAUCUACCACACUAGAAAGUAGUUCUAAAUUAAGUAAAUUUGGUUUGGGAAGUGUCAGGAAGAAAGAAAAGACAAAACAGAAAGUCAUUCCUGAUAUGUUUUCUCUUGGAACAACAGUAUGGUGUGUCCAGGUAGUAGACUGUGGGUUGUCUUCACAGGUAGAAGACUGUGGGUUGGCCAUGCAGGUGGAUUCGUUUCUUGGUAUAUCAUCAGAAGUAUUGGUUGUGAUUGAGGAGAGCUCUGGUGAAGUAAUAUUUACUGUCCAUUGUGGUGCUAUAAUUGGUUGGACAUCUCAAGCCAUGAGUAUAAGAAUAUACUUUAAUCAAGGAGAGUCUGUAUUUGUGAAGCCAUUCAGUGGGGAGAUGGAAGAAACACAAGAAGUCUGUGAGAGAUUAACAGGUGUUACUUCUGGUUGUGAGUCACAAGAUAUGACGUUAAAGAGAAAUGGUUUGGGUCAGCUUGGGUUUCAUGUUCAGAGUGAUGGCAUUGUAACUGACGUGGAAUCCACAGGAUUUGCUUACGAUGCAGGACUGAGGAAAGGCAGUAGACUAGUGGAGGUCUGUAAGAUAGCUGUUGCCACCAUGACACACGAGGAGUUAGUAGAGUUACUGAGAACCUCUGUGACUGUCAAGGUCACGGUCAUACCUCCAUUUGACGAUGGAACGCCAAGGGGUGUGGCUACGCUACACACAAAUUGUCAUUCAUCAUCAUUGAAGACAUUGAAAGCAGCAUUGCAGGCAACAGAAAACCUUCAACAAUGGCAGAGAGAUGUAAAUGGCGAUCUAUCUCAUUCGAGAGAAAUCUCUAGCAGUUCUAGUGAAACAUCAUAUCAUUUAAGGGAAAUAACUCUUUCUACAAAGAUCAGAGAGACUGAUGAGUCUGGAGAUAAUUUCCGUGGAUCGAUGACACUUCCUCUUCAGAAGAAACCAUUAACUCCAACUAGAGUGGAUAUGAAGAAUUCUCCAUUUAGUAUUGUGACCCCUCAGAAUAGGAUAGGGACAUCAAGUCUCCAGCGGAAUACCUCUCUACAGCAUGCCUAUACAGAUUCAGUCCUUGACAAGAACCACUUCAGUAGUACUGAGGAUAUUAAACAUGAACGUAGUAGUUCUAGAGAUAGUUCAGACUAUGCAUAUCUCAUAAGUCCUACUCCUAUGCCCAGAACUAAAGGGAGUCAGUUUAAAUAUCAAGGACCCAGUUGGGCUAAUAGUUCUGGUGACCAGUCAGAUCACACCUCCAGUAUGACAUCUAUAUAUAGUGCUACAGGUUAUAGGAAACCAAACUUUUCUACGGACAAUGCAGUUCAACAUGGAAAUAUUGCAUUAGAAUUGUUAAAACAGUCACAAAACACAAAAUUCUUAUUAAACAGGGGACCAGAACAACCAAAAUCCAAUAACUUAAGUGAUACCUCAUUUUCUAGUGGUUCUAGUGGUGGACCAAAAAAUACAAAUAAUACAGAUAGCAAAGAAGAUGUUUCACGGUUUCGUCAAAAGACGAACACAACUGUACAUAGAACAGAAUCGCCAAUUAGCAGUGCUAACAGUAGUCCUAAAACUUCACACAGGAAUUUGUAUGGGACAUCUUCUGAAGAAUCUCUGAAUACCAGAUUACGGCCUGGUGUCACAGGGUCUACAUGUACUAAAGUCUCAAAGUCGGAUAAUAAUUUUCAGACUGAGUUACAGCGUCUUAUUGAUCCUGAAUUGGCAGAUCGAGAUCUGAAAGGAUAUCUGGGUAAGAAAUCAGAUGGACGUUAUUCCUCUAGAUUAAAGAGAACUAUGUCCGAUGAAAGUUUACAUAAUCAGAAGUUCAACGCUGCGCCAAUCAAACUAGAGACACAUUUAACUGAUGUCAUAUUCACAACAGCUUCUCCACCACAGAAUAAAGAUCUGAGUAAAAGGCAGUCACCAGCAGUGCCAGCAGAAGACAAUCCAGCAUUAAGCAGUAGUGUUCCACUUCCAGAAUCCACUUCAGGAUUAGAGUGGUCAAGUCUAGUCAGUGUGGCUACAAAAGCCAUUGAAGGUAGUACAACUAAAUCCAAGCCAAUGGAAACAAAACCAAUCAAACAUGACAAUGUACCUAUAUGGAGAUCUGUAGUAGCCAAUCCACAAAAAAGAAUCACCGAGUUAGAGGGUAAAGUCAACCAGCUGGAAAUAGAUCUGGCUAAGGAGACAAGGGAAAAUGCAACCUUGGAAGAGGAGGUUCAAGAACUAAGGGCUGAGAAUGCCAGGUUACAAGAGGAAUCUCAACAGGCUGCAGCACAACUCAGAAAAUUUACAGAAUGGUUUUUCAAAACUAUUGACAGAACUUGAUCAAUUUUAUUACCUCCAAUAUAGGAGAAUAUAAACUCAAAUCCAAACCAUGUGAUGAUGAUCACCAAAAUGGGACAUAACUCAUAUCCAAACAAAGUGAUGACUAUCACUAGAAUGGGACAAUUUGAAUAUUCUGAAUGUGUUGGCAAGCUGCUGGAAAUUAAAGGUCAUUUGAAGGAUAUAUUAUCGUUGUACAGGGGAUCUGUCAAGAUCUUCUAGUUUAUUUGAGACUUGAAUUCAUAGGAAGUUAGUUAUAAAAGACAGUCUGGAUAUUUUGUUGGAAAGAUAGAUCAUAUCAUGUUUUGAUCUGAUGAAGUUUUAGUGUUUAUUUUGAGGGAGUAUAGCCAAUAUUUUUUUUAAAACAUUGAUUAUUUGAUCCGUGUAGUUUAUUUUCUAAACAAAAGCAUAGCUUAUAUUGAUUUAUAUUAUGUAUAAAACAACAUACUUAAGAACUCUCUUACUAAGACUUUAAAACAAACAAUUAAAACUGAAAUUCACAAAUGACAGUUCUUCAGUGGUAAAUUGUAUUCAUGGUUUAUAAUGGUUUGGGAAUCAAAAUUUUGUAUAAAAUGGAGCUGAUUCAUUAAUAUGACUUAAAAUGUUGACAAAGAGAAUACAUGUUUUUUUUUAACUAUGUUAUAGGAAACGUUAACAAACAAACAAAAAUCACAAAUGUUGAUAUAAUGGGUACAGGGAAGUCACAAAUGAUACAACUUGACAGAAUUUUAAUUUCAAACUAAUUUGAAGGUUUAAGAUUAUUUUGAAGUGCCUGUGAAUUAUUGUGAUCUUGUCUUCCUUAAUACAUGUAUAUCUACACCUUAAACCAUAUGUUUUUUUCACAAAAAUUAAUUUUCAGAUUUUGAUAGUUCACGCCCUAAGCAUCUAUCUAUUGCAUCUGCAUAAUGAACAAGGAACAUAACUCCAAAUAAAAAAAUGUACUGAAGUGAUGGCUAUCUCCCCUUUUAUCUCCACAAAAUGUGAGCUAUUCAUGCAGAGAUAUUACAUUUUAGUACCUUUGAUUUCAUACCCAAUGCAUACAUUAUACCUAUAAUGGUUUACUUUUAUAAAUUGUUAUUUGGAUGGAGAGUGGUCUCAUUGGCACUCACACAACAUCGAACUAAAACAGCAACUUCCAUGAUUCAAAAUACAAUACUUAAGAUCUGUAAGAGCAGUAUUUAAAAUCUGUCAAAAUCUGUUAUGAAUGAGCAAGUUAUAUAUGGACUUUGGUAGGAACAAGGCAGCAGCAUUCUUUGUAAAUAAUGCAGAUAGUUAUCAUUAUCAUCAAAAUACAUUUUGUAGUUUUAACCUUUGAACUCAUUAACAAUAGACAAUUGAAUUUCAUUAUUUUAGACAAAUCAUUAUUUUUAUAUUUGUAGUUUAACAAUUUCAGAUGUGUAACAUUUGUAUAUUAACAUUUUCAUAUAUUGUAUAAAGCAAAUUUUAACAUGGGUCUGUUUGAUUACUUUGUUUUAAACUGACUGAAUGCCAUGGGUCUGUUUGAAUACUAUAUUUUAAAUUUGCUUAGCCUUUCAAUUUUAUUUAGAUUAUUUUAUGGUAUAUUUACAUGUUAAUGCAGAACAUUUGCAAAAGAUAUCAACUUUGAUUUUAUUACAGCUGAUUUCCAAAUGCUUGUAGAGUAAAACAUUGGUAUGCUUGUUUGCUCUGUUUGUACAUUUUGUAUAAACUUUAAUUCAAGCUUUGCCAUAAACAUUGGCAUCUUCCAAAUAUAUAUAUAGGCAUAUUUAAACCUGUAUAUGUUAUAUUUAAAUUUAAUUGGACGUUAUCCCAUUAACAAUUGUACAAUAUGCAAACAAAGCAAGCAAGCUAACAAAAGUCUUGAUUUACAUGCAUUAGGAAAUGUAGAUGGUAGAUCUACUUACAGGUCAUUUGCAAAGGAUAUAAGCUUCCUACAUAUCUAUUUCAGAUUGAAUUAUCAUAAAAAAUCUUUAAUUUUUUAUUUACAUCCUAGAUAAGGUUAUGGUGGGUACAUUGAUUGUUAGCUUCUUUUAUAUUUACCACCUUUGCUUUUUCUGAUUUAGCAGGGUAUACUGAUUGUAGAGGUUUAUUUUUCUUUCUGUCCAUGGUUGUGAUAAGAAUACUCAAGUAAUGUGAUAUAAAUCCAUGAUACACAUAUCAUUACUACAAGACCUUGUGCCUUCUACAAACCAUCGCCACAAUGUACAUAUAUAUUGUUAUCAUUAAUUCUUAAUCGUAAUUUUUAGUACUAGUAGUAGAUUCAUUCAUUAAACCAUGUAUAUUUUAUGAUUUGUUUAAACUAAGAAGGCAUCUUGGCUUAAUGUUCAUGAUAGUGUCAAAGUUCAGGUUAAUUCAGUGCCCUUUUAAGAUUUGUAAUCGUUUUAGAAGAAUUUCUGUAACACUUCAGCAAAUUUAUCAUACAAACAUAUUAAGUGUUCAGGAAAGCACAUUUUAAUUGCCGCUGUGCGUUGAUAAAAUAUAUGUUAUAAUUAUGCAAUUAACUCUUUAUUCAGUCAUAAAAUGGGUCUGAAAUGAUUCAGCACAACUCUAUUUUUUGACUUUCCAAUACUGAUAAACAAUGAACAAUACUUUUUAAGAGGAUACCAGUUUGUGCAAAAUAUUAGAGGAAUUUGAUCUGUCUGAAGACAAGUCAGAUAUUUAGUUUUUGUUAGUUAAACAUCCAGUGUUGAACAGACUUUGUGUCAAAGACGAUGAAGGGUUUCAUUGAUAUGUUUAAAUAAAUUUUGUAUCCAAGUUUUUAUAAACAAUGCUUUCAUGCCAGACAGAUUUACUAUAUAAGGAAAUUAUUAUUUAUAAAGCAGUAUUAAUAUUUGAUAAAAGAGCAAUCAAUUAAUAGAUAUAUAGAUAUAUAUAUAUUUCAGGCCACACCAAAGUUAUUAGUUGUUCUAUUGACUAACUUGGCCUAAAAUGGUUGAUUACCAUUUCAGACAAACAAAUUCUUUAAUUCUUCAUAUCGUUGUUUUUUCAGUGUCAGAAAUUUUAGAUAUAAAGCUCCUUACUUUUGAAACUUUGAAAAUGAUUGAAAAAAAAUAUAUAACCAUAUCUCCUAAGCAUGAUUUUGGCUGCUCUUUAAAAAAUCUAAACUAAAAAAAAAAAAAAUGAACAACAAAUUAUUUGGUGUGGCUUCAUAAAAAAUAUUAUUUAAAGAGAAGUUUAUAUUGUUUUUGUUAACUUUAUAUAUAUGGAGCAGAGAUAUAUAUAUUAUUUUACUAUUGAUAGAAAUAUUUAUACAAAACAUCAAAGGAAAAUUUAUGUUAAACCUUAAGCUGCACAGAUUUAUUUUGUGUAUAACUUUGUAUAGCUUCAAAGACAAAUUUAGAAAUUCCACAAAGUCAUCUGUUUUUGCAAAGUAAAUGUCUUUCCUGGCAUUAUUCUAAAUUAUCAUACUAACUUUAAUUUUUAACCAAAACAGUAUAAAAUCAAUUUAAAGACUUUUCAUUAUUGCCAUGGAGCAAUAGCAUGAAACUGAAGAAAAGUUCUCUAAAUACUCAGAAGGCUUUUAGACAAAAUUCUUUAAAUAAUUCAAGCAAACAAUGAUGUUUAAUUUUUCUUCUCUAAAUUAUACUCAAAACGAUUCUCUUACUAGUUGCUUAUAAGAUGCUGAUAGGAUUGCAAUAAGUUUUGUUUACUCUUGUAAAAAUGAAAAUGACUUUUAACAACAGCUGAACAAACUAUUAGGCAAGCUUCGAAAGUUUUGAACUCUACUGCAAAAAAUCGAAAAACAUAUAAUUAUCAACAGAAAUUUUUUAGAAGAUUAUAUUGUUGGAUAUUGUUUUGUUUUAAGGCACUAAUGAAAUUGAGAAUGGAAAUGGGGAAUGUGUCAAAGAGACAACAACCCGACCAUAGAAAAAACAACAGCAUACGAUCACCAACAGGUCUUCAAUGCAAGUCUUACAAGUUGUUAAUUGUUCUUUUUUUCAUCUCUAUUUUCUUUUUUUGUUUCUAUUUGUAAAUCCAAAAUUAAUAUGUUUUUUUCUCAGGAUAUUUUCAUGUUUCUCUGUCAAAUGUAUUCAUAUAGAUAUUCUUUUGUUUUCAAAUUUAUGAAAAGGAGAUGGUAUUCAAUCUACCCAGGAAUGUUUGAUAUUCAUAACUUGACAAUUGUAUAAUUAAUCCAUUUUCAUAAAUUUUCAGAUUAUGCAUAUUUUCUUAAUCUUUCAGUAAGGAUUCUGACAUCAUCCUUAUUAUGUUAAGAGUUUCUUGUAUUAGGACUAAUUCCUAUAAAAUGUGUACCUGAUCUAUACUUAAGUUUCUUUGUUUCUCAGUAUUAUAUGAAAACACUUGUUAAAUGUCGAUAAAUAUCCCACAUAUUUGACUGUGCACCUCUGCAAGAAGAAAUGUUUUAUUCACUGUACACAAAUGUGUAAUAUGGUGACAUUUUUCUUGAAACAUUAAAAAUAUAUUUUCAGAUUUACUAAUAAAACAUGACAUCUACAAAUCUAAUUAAAAACCGAUCUCUCAUCGCUCCCAUUUUAUGAUGUAUCGUGUGGGAGAUCUAACGAAACCCGCUUUGAGGUCACAUGUGAGUGAACUAGAAGUUAUGAAUUAAUAAUGAUAUGCAAAUGAAUUGACGACCUAUUAAUAAGCCAAUCAAAAAAGUUUAUGAAUUAUUUUGACUGACGAUUUCAUUGUAUAUAAAAUGAGUUACAUCCCUUUACCUUACAAUAAACUUUCAAGAUCAUGGAAGACUCAAUUUCAUUGGUCUAAAAAGACAAACUUACUAGGUCACUCACAUGUGACCUCAAAGCGGGAUUAGUUAGAUCUCCCACGCAACAUAUCAGAAAACAGGAGCAAUGAGAGAUCGGAUUUUAAAUUAGAUUGGACAUCUACUAGCAUGACAUUUCAAAUUUCAUGUAACAAUGGAGAAAAAAAAAGUUUUUAUUUUACUUUUAAUUUUUAAGAACAUUUGAAGAAAGGUAUCUUGAUAAACUGUUUUUAAUUUUUAAGAACAUUUGAAGAAGGUAUCCUGAUAAACUAACAGUAACUCUAUGCCACAAUGAUAAGUUUUACUGUGCCAUUUUAGUGCUUGGCACAUCUAUGUUAUGUUUUUGUCGUUAUCUCUGAUUGUCCUGUUGUUGUUAAUUGUCUAGUCGUUUUAUUUAUUCAUUACAUCAGGGACUAUAACCUUUGUAAAUAUUAAAGUUUAUAAAACACUUUGAA
This is a messenger RNA of Mytilus trossulus (common blue mussel), 9685 nucleotides long. Its product is annotated as signal-induced proliferation-associated 1-like protein 1. Gene Ontology annotation, molecular function: protein binding; GTPase activator activity. Bases 110 to 4531 code for a protein of 1473 amino acids. The record is from RefSeq and is a predicted model, not a curated record. Lineage: Eukaryota; Metazoa; Mollusca; Bivalvia; Mytilida; Mytilidae. Gene Ontology annotation, cellular component: cytoplasm. The transcript has 26 exons. Gene Ontology annotation, biological process: regulation of small GTPase mediated signal transduction; activation of GTPase activity.